Molecule: messenger RNA, 7187 nt
Organism: Scatophagus argus
Lineage: Eukaryota; Metazoa; Chordata; Actinopteri; Scatophagidae
Product: general transcription factor 3C polypeptide 1-like
Exons: 40
Coding region: 259-6891 (2210 amino acids)
Biological process (GO): transcription initiation at RNA polymerase III promoter; 5S class rRNA transcription by RNA polymerase III
Cellular component (GO): transcription factor TFIIIC complex
Molecular function (GO): DNA binding
Source: RefSeq, a predicted model, not a curated record
UGUAAUCCAUCUUAAUUAAGGGAAUAAGAACGCGUCAAAAGAUACACAGGAAAACUAAUUGGAGUGAGCAUUUUGAAAACAAGGUUGUUUCCAUUUCUUAACGCAGAAAACUGACACGGAAGAACGAGACUACGCGACCAACGUCUCUUCACUACCUGGUAAAUUCAUGAACCCGGAGCGACCACACAACUUGCUACUUUGAGUUAGCCGUGGUUAGCAUGUUAGCUAGCUGGCGGCGUUAGCGCAGUCCAGCAUGCUAUGGAUCCGUACAGUAUAGCUGAGGAUGAAGUGGCUUUGGAGGGAUUGGAUGGAAUAACUAUUCCCACCCUGUGGAUACGACUAGAAAACAGACAGCCCAAGUUUCCCCUCAAGCUCGACGACUGCACCAAGGAGCUCAUCUGGAAGUCACUUGUCAGCAACACCGACCUGAAAUUCUAUCAGCUCCCACAGGAGAGAGAGGAUGUUGUGCUGUUUGACAGGUUUGAAGACAUUGACCCAGAGACAGGCAUUGAAAUAACACAGAGUUUUUCUGACACACCGAAAGACGUCUACCCGGUCCAUAUUAUAGAAAGCAAAGAUGGAGUACAAGGCUCAUGUGCCUUCUUCAAAGAGAGGACGGACGUCACCAAACAUGUCCGCUCCAAGUCUCUCACACCAUCAGUCAGCCUGCAGGAGGCUUUGGAAAGAUAUGGCCGGAAGCUUGUUAUCGUGGCGUGUCAAAAGCUGCGAUUCAGGACUUUGAUUGGAAGUGAAAGUGAUCCCGAUUUGAAACUCAGCGAUGACUCUUACUGCGUGUUGGAACGAGUGGGCCGAGGUCGAUGGCAAGGAGAGCUGCAAAAAGAUCUGCACGGACACUCUUUCAAAAUUGAUGCUCGAAAGUUGCACUACAUGAGGAAGUCCCUGGUCAAGCAUGGACUCGUCACCAUGCAGUCUCAUUGCACACGGCUGAAAUCAGGGCAACAGCAGCACUCCAUUCUUCUGCUGCUCAAACGCUUCCAUGUCAACAGGAGGUCAAAGUAUGACAUACUGAUGGAGUACGUGUCCAACAUUCUCCAACAGUUGCCUGGCCAGUUUGCCACUUUGAUGACAAUCAAAGAACAAGUUAAUGUGAAUGACCGUACUUUAAAGCGAGUUCUUCAGUACAUGCGAUCUGCCAAGUUGAUUGAGCAUUGCCAAUACCCCCUGGAGGACUUGGAUCCCAGCGCCGGGCCCUGCACUAACAAAAAAGGGAAUAAAGUGCUUGUGCGCUGUUUGAAGCUCUUAAAGCCAUAUGCAAGGAAGGGCGUCACCGACGACGACGACGAUGAGGACGAAGACGAAGAAGAUGAUGCUGAACCAAGAAGAGGUCUGCCUUCAGAGGGGCGAAUCAUGGAGCACGAUGUCCUGUCCCAGGCCUAUCGCCUCGUAUUAUCCUGUGGUACUAAGGGAAUCCCCCAGAGGUCUGUCGGGUUCAGGAUGAACGUCGGUAAGCUGGAAUCUCGUAUGAUCUGCCGAAGGCUGGAGAAGGAUGGUGUGAUUAAGGGAUUCAUGGAGGAUGAGGGUCGGCAGAGGACUACGAAGUACAUCAGUCAUAAGUGUGUGGGUGUUAGCAAUCAACUCCAGCUGUUUGCUAAGGAGCAGGAGCGGAACAAGCUUCUCUUCUCCUGUGCGCCACCGACUUCGAAUGCUGCACCCACCACUCUGAAAACACCAUCACCCUCGAAGUCGACAGCAGAAGAAAACACAGAAGCUUCUGCUGCGAAGAAGAUCCAGAAUGCAGGGGGAGGAGGAGGAGGAGGUGGAGGAGCAGGGAACAAAGAUGCAGAGGAGGCUGGACAGAUGUGCCGUGAUACAUCAGAAGAAGGCUUGGAUGGAAAGGGAGCUAAAGCGAGAAGAAAGUCAGGAGCAAAAACAAACUUGACAAGGAAGAAAAGAGCGAAACAGACACAACCUGAGAUCCCCAUCAUACAACCCACACCAGUUGAAGGUGAAACCCAAGCCUGCAGCAAAUCCACGGCCUCACCGCCUGAUCCAGUGUCCACUCCCAGUGCAGAUCAAGCUCCAGCUGAGGAGGAGGAGAAAGAAUCCACCUCGGGUCUUGCCAGCCCUUUGCCUCAGAGUGAGGCAUCGAAUGCAACAGUUAAUCCACCCAGUAACAACGUCGUGGAAGUUAAAGAUGUUUACCAGCCGAGGGUCCCCAAACGUGCAAAGUCCAGGAAGUCUUUGGAGAAGUCUCGUGUGACCUACCGCCUUUUGAGGAGGAAGAACCUGAUCGUUGAGGCGGUCCACAACUUCAAAAUCAUUGAAGGCCUUUUCCCGCUACAGAAGAUGAUCAAUGACGAAGAGAAACAGGAUGGAUUCAACACAAAGUGCUGCAAGAAGACUAUUUCACGUCUUGUCCACGGUCUGUCUAGAGAAGGCCUGCUGAAGUUUUACACUACGACUGUCAUGCAGGACGGGAUCACCAAGAAGGUUGACUUUGUCGUUCAUCCGUCCGUCCAGCCCAACGACGACAUCGUGAAUCGCGCCAUCGAGCAGGUCCGCUUCAAAAUCUCCAGCUCUUACUCAGUUAUACGUCUGCAGCAAGAUGAAGACAAAGACGGAGAGCAAGAAAAAAAGUCUGAGAAGACGACCACCAGCUCAUCCAAAGCCCAAAAGAGCAAAGCUGACAGAAAGAAAGUAAACGUGGAGGCGUUCAAGCCCAAAACAGUUCGGGGACUGGGGAAGGCGCUUGGCUUUCAGCCUAAGAUGCCUCGUCUGCGUGUUACUCAUACCUUCCUCUGGUACAUGAUGUAUGGACACCCGAACAGAUACUACUCUGCUGGCUCCCACUUGUCCGAUCAGACGCCAGAGAACCCGCACAGCUCUGAUCCUGAUGACGGCUCUGUGGACCCACAAUCUGCAGAUUUGAAUUCAUCUAACAUGGAUGUGACGACAUCUGGUGACGAAGAGGAGGAGCUGAAGGAUGAAUCUGAACCCGGUCAUUCUAAGUCCAACACCAAAGUGUAUGUCGAUGAGUUUUCGUGGAAGAGAUUCAUACCUCCUGUCCGUGUACACAAGGAGUUUGGCAGCGGCUGGGCGAUGGUUAGCGACCUGCUCCUCUGCCUGCCUCUGUCUGUCUUCAUUCAGAUCACACAGAUCAAUUAUAAGGUGGACGGUUUGGAGGAAUAUCUAAAUGACCCUGUGAAGCAACACCACCUUGUCAGAACGCUGCCGGCCAGAAUGAGAAGACAGCUGCUUUACAGACGGAAAUACAUCUUCACAUUUCAUGAGAACCUGCAGAAGUUGGUCUUCAUGGGUCUGCUGCAUUUCGGUCCUGUGGAGAAGUUCAAGGAGAAAGACCAGGUGUUAUUGUACCUGAAGCGCAAUGCCAGCAUUGUUGACACCACCAGUGCUGAGCCUCACUACUGGCUUGUCAGAGCGUCAGCUGACAAACCGUUUGAGAGGCGCCAGUAUGCAUUCAACACUGCUGAAGACGUAGAAAAUUACUGGUUCGACCUGAUGUGUGUCUGCCUCAAUACACCACUCGGGGUCAUCCGUAGUAAGAGAAACAUCACAUCCGAAGGAGAUGAUCCCUCCUUUGUCCACGAACGCAACGUGUUCGUGGGACUGUCAUACAUGCUGAAAGGCAGCCGUGAAGUGUGUGACGACGGCUCAAUACCAGGAGACGGUAAAGGAGCAGGAGGUCUGGACUCUGAAUUCUUUGCUCAUCUUAAACGCAACUGGUUUUGGACCAAUCACCUUCUCACGUGCAGAAAGCCUUCAAGUGGCUUAGAGGCAAAGGAGACUAAAGUGAGACUGAAGAGUCUGCUGAGUAAAGAUGCUCUCAGGAUUGCACUUAAAGCUGGAGGAACUACAACACCUCGUUAUGUGACUGCCAAGCGACCACUGACGGUAGAAAAUGUCGAGGUGGUUAUAGAGCCUGCGUCCAGAAACCAGCAGGUGGUCGGAGGGAAGGGACAGAAGAGGAAGCGGAGCAAAAAGGAGGUCGUCAAGGUCUCUCGCAAGAAGAAGAAAGAGCCCAAGAAACGCACAGCUGCCCACGACGAGGCGGACCACAAGGCUUUGAAGAUGAUGACCAGACAGAGAGUCUACUGGUCUGUGCAGGAGGACUCACUGAUGAUGCUCUGCAGCGUGGCCUUACACCUGCUCAACAGCAAGUUAAAAAGGCCCUUCAUACCUUACUGUGUGGUGAGAGACCUGCUCCAUUCAGAGUUUGAGAUAUCGAUGGACAAAACGUCUGUUGCCGUCGGACGCCGCACGCGAUACAUCCUCAAAAAUCCUCAGACGCUUCUCAACUACAGGAUCUGCCUGGCUGAGGUGUUCCAGGACAAAUCUCUGAUGGAUCUGUUGGAGGAGAAGAAACCCGCCCAUCCAGACAACCCAGAGGAUUGUGCUCAAGUGUUCUCCGAAUACGUGAGGCUGCUCAGACAGAAGUUUAGCUCUACCGUGAGCCCUUGUGACGCCGUCAUACCUGACACAAAACAUCAGCUCUUCUCACGGUUUAGGGUUUUGGAAAUACACAGUGGAAAGCAGCUGUCAUGCAGGGACACCCUCGACUGCACAGAAGACAUCCAUGCCAUAGUGCUACAUAACCUGAUCCAGAGCACUCUGGCCAUGACCAAUAGCCAGAUGAAGUCCUCCAGGUCCUUUCAGACCUUCCAGUUGUACAGCAAGUAUAACCAGGAGCUGCUGUGCAGAGUGUUCAUACACUGCAGGAAGCAGGGCCUGGUCAACCGACGUCGUGUCAAUCAGCCAUUUGGGCCGAAGAAGAACCGAGGGCUGCCUAUUCUGCCCAUGUCCUACCAGCUGUCCCAGUCCUACUACAGGUGUUUUUCAUCACGUUUUCCUCACUCGCUGUGCACCGAUUCCUUCCGCUUCAUGAGGAGUCUUAUUAACAACAGGAAGGCAGAUGACCGACCCAUCACCAUGUUCUACCAUGAAACCGAGAACAGGUCAGAGAACAGGGAGGAAGCGAUGGAGAGAAGAACGGGGUCAGAAAGAAAGAAAAAACAAAGCCAAGUGAAGGAAGAUGGCAGACCGGCGGCUGAACCAGAGGCACAACUAGAGAAGGCAGACGAUGAAUCCGCAAAGGAAGCAGAGAACCAACAAAGGACAGCGGAAGCAGACCGUAAAGCAGAAACGGAACAGAAAAGCCAAGAAGAUCGCGUCACAGCUGAAGACCCGUCCAACAGAGAGCAGACAGACGACAACCUGCUCACAGUUGCUCCCUCAAACGCAGCACGUCGAGCUUCAGACGAGCCUCCGGACGUGUCGGACAUGCUGCCGUUCACUCUGGAGUCUUCAGGUGGAGCCUGUGUGGUCUCUCUCAGCCUCAUGUGUCUGGGACUGCUGAGUGUGUACAUAUCCAUACCUAAACAGAUUGUGGUGGUGGACAGCAACCUGGUGGACAACGAUGUAGUCAAGAGUAUGGCAGCGCUGGAAGAAGAGGACGAUGAUGACGAUGAUGGAGAGGAGUGUGACGGGAGAAAAAGACUGGAAGUGAAGGCACAUCAAGCGUCACACACCAACUACCUGAUGAUGCGGGGGUACUGCUCUCCUGGCAUCGUCAAACGGCGUGACCUCAACACGGCUGAUAACAUCGUGUUGGAGUCGUGUAUUACGAAGCUGCAACUGCGCAACUCACCUGCCCACCACAUGUUCAGCGCGGAGAACUCUCCACCACUGGACCUGACUAAAUGUGGUCCAUCCCUGCUGCCCCCCAGUCUCUCCUACACCAUCCAUUCCUUCUGCUCUUCUCCUUCCAACGUGAAGGAGUGUGAGGAGCGUUUGAUUCAGCAAAGGGGAUACACUCCUCAGGACGUAGAAGCUUGUGUUCACCUCAGGAGGAGCCUGGAUGCAGCUGGCGAAAAGGGCUUGGAUUUGCAUGAGCUCUACCGGACUCACACACACCUGGAGGGGCCAGAGUCCGGAUGCACCAGGAGUCUGCAGCAGUAUAUGCAGGACUUACAAGAAGAAGGCCAGGUGUUACAAGUUGGGAGUUUGGGCAUCCGCUGGGUGCUCAUGCAGCACGCUGAACCGUGGCUGCUGACCGUGAAGUCCAAGCCGUUGUGCCAGUCACGUCUCACAUCUGACGUGCUCCAGAAUGAGCCCAGCAGCUCCUUCGUGCGCAAGAGAUGCAGUCGAGAAGCCUCACAGGAAACAGAGGAACCGCCAGCAAAGAAGUCGACUGUGGACAGACGCGAGGACGGGGACAGAGAGGACAGAGAGUGCUUGUCGGAGGACAGAGAGAGAGAAGAGAAGCUGAAUGAACAGCUAGAAAGACAGAAAGAAAAGGCAGAAGAAGCAAGUGGAGACAUAUCAGUAGACCACCAUGAUGAGGGAGGAAGGCAGCCUGAAGAGGAGAGAGAGGCGGACUCAGGAAAAGAAAAGGUGGAAACUGAGGAAAGACAGGAAGAAAAGAAUGAGCUAAUAGCCAGAGAGGACAGUAUGGACAGUGAAGGAAAUGACAAAGCCUGCCAUCCACCUCCACCAGCUGAUGUUGAUGAUGAUGAAAACGUGAGCUUCGUCAGUCGUCCGUGGCGCAUGGUUGACGGCAGCAUGAACCGGCCUGUGUGUAAGGGCAUGCUGGAGGGAGUCCUUUACCACAUCAUGUCCCGACCUGGACUCACGCAGCAGACACUGGUGGACCAUUACAAGGACGUGUUGCAGCCGGUGGCCUUGCUGGAGCUGGUGCAGGCACUCAUCGACAUGGGCUGUCUGACAAAGAAAAUUCUGGUCAAAUCACCUAAACCCUCACUGUUCGCCCGCUCUGCGUCACAGACAGGAAGUGAGACAAACGCGAAGGUUGAGGAACCAGACACAGUGUUUUACGAGCCCACCGUCAGCUGCUGCCUGCGGCUCAGUCAGGUUUUACCCAACGAACGCCACUGGAACUACUGUAUACCAUAAGCAGGUUCAGGAAUUACAUUCAGCCUAACCUGGUUUGACCUGUUAGCAUAUUAGGUGUGUUAUAAGAUUUUUGAUGUUUAAGUAUUUAAAAAAAAAAAAAACCUAAAUAGUUUUUAAAUCUUUUGAUAAUUUUUGAGUUUGGUGUCAGAUCCUUUGACUACUUUGUUACUUCUGGUUUUACAGAACAAGAUUUCUUUGUACAUUUCUCUUUUUUUUUGUCUUCAGAUCAAAUUUAGUUUUAUUCUUUUCUUGUGUGCUAAGUAACUUAAAAUUGUAAAUAAAAAUGCAUUACAUUA